Messenger RNA from Fragaria vesca subsp. vesca, 887 nucleotides. RefSeq names its product Werner Syndrome-like exonuclease-like. The transcript has 2 exons. Lineage: Eukaryota; Viridiplantae; Streptophyta; Magnoliopsida; Rosales; Rosaceae. Gene Ontology annotation, molecular function: 3'-5' exonuclease activity; nucleic acid binding. The record is from RefSeq and is a predicted model, not a curated record. Gene Ontology annotation, biological process: nucleobase-containing compound metabolic process. Gene Ontology annotation, cellular component: cytoplasm; nucleus. Bases 25 to 648 code for a protein of 207 amino acids.
CAUCAACCCAAAUUUGAGCCCAGAAUGACCAUCAGCAUAGUAGACCACGAAUUACCAUAUGACACCCACAAUCUCUAUGAUGUAUCGUUUUACGAUGAUCAAAUCCACACCCUAGUCACUCACAGCGCACCCAUGGUGGAAGCCUGGCUCUCUGAAAUCAUCCCCAUAGUCAAUCAAAACCCAAUUGUAGGCCUGGACGUGGAGUGGCGUCCAAAUAACCGCAACAGCGACAACCUCGUUGCGACAUUGCAGCUUUGUGUGGACCAUCGUUGCCUCAUCUUCCAACUUCUUUACGCCCAAACCAUCCCGCGAGCACUCUUUGACUUUCUCAGUAAUGGCAGUUACACAUUUGUGGGUGCUGGGAUCGAGAAUGAUAUGGAGAAGCUCCUUGUGGACUAUGACCUGAAGGUGACCAAUACUCUUGAUCUCGGGCCUUUGGCAGCAACUAAAUUGGGUAAGAUUGAAUUGAAAAAAGCUGGCUUGAAGGGUCUGUCUAAAGAGGUCCUUGGGAAGGAGCUCCAGAAGCCUAGCAAUGUGACAAGGAGCAGGUGGGACAACGAGUGGCUUAUGUGUAAUCAGGUUCAGUACGCUUGUAUUGAUGCUUUUAUUUCCUCAGAGAUUGGAAGGCGGUUGACUGCCAUGGCUUGAUUGCAAAUGAAUGGUUUCUCAGAUUUGGUCUGCAGGAAGUCUCUUUCGGAACAACCAGUUUUUGAACAAUUUACUGGCUUUCUUUAUUUUCAGUUUUAAGAUUGUGGCAGCAUAACUUUUUAGGAUUAGCAUGCUGGUGUUAUUAUUAUUAAGCAAGCUUUGAGAAGCAACACUUUCCUGUUCUUGACGUGUUAUUGAUAUUCAGAGUGCUACUGUAUCAGUGUGAUUCUUUUCUUCCC